This is a messenger RNA of Scatophagus argus, 10743 nucleotides long. Its product is annotated as SCO-spondin-like. Lineage: Eukaryota; Metazoa; Chordata; Actinopteri; Scatophagidae. Bases 721 to 10317 code for a protein of 3198 amino acids. The record is from RefSeq and is a predicted model, not a curated record. Gene Ontology annotation, molecular function: protein binding. The transcript is spliced from 64 exons.
UCAGGCUUUUACUGUCCAGAAGGAACUGGAUUUGACUUGAAAUCCUGCCCAGAGGGAACUUACAGUCCUGACCCUGGCUAUUGGUCUGUCUCUCAGUGCAGGCACUGUGACGGCGGCCAUUACUGCUCUUCCAGAAAUGGCACAGCUGUCACUGGACCAUGUCAGGAAGGAUAUUACUGCUCACAUAGAAACACCUCUCCACAACCUUCCUUACAGCCUGCAGGAGAGGGAGGACCAUGUCCUGCCGGUCAUUACUGCCCCCAGGCCACCGUCCAUCCUCUACCCUGUCCACGUGGAACAUUCUCUAACCUCACCAAAUUAGUCUCCCAGGAGGAUUGCCAGUCAUGUCUCCCUGGUUACUAUUGCAGUGCUGUGGGGCUCUCAGCACCUUCAGGAAAAUGCUGGGAAGGUUUCUUUUGUCUGGAGGGUGCAGAUCGUCCUGAUCCUCCUUUGAGAGACAGCCGUGGUGGACCAUGUCCAAAAGGUUAUUACUGCUCUGAGGGCUCAGUGGCUCCUCAGCAGUGUCCCUUGGGAACCAUCAGUACAGAAGACGGCCAAGCCAGGUGCAGCUCCUGUCCCCCGGGUUUUUAUUGUCCUGGCAGCCAUAAUGGCUCUCUGUCAAGGAGUUACGAGUGUCCAGUGGGUCAUUACUGCCCACCCGGGACCUGGUCCAAACAUCAGCACCCGUGUCCAGCUGGAUCCAUCAAUCCCCACAUUCGGAUGGAAAAACCCCAAGACUGCAUGCCCUGCCCUCCAGGUUCCUUCUGUGCAUCCCCUGGAAAGGGUGUUGCAUCAGGCCAGUGUGGUGCUGGGUACUACUGCCUCUCUGGGGCCUGGUCACCCACACCAGAGGAUGGAGGGACAACAGGUGACAGAUGUCCAGAAGGUCAUUACUGUCCCCAGGGCUCAUCAGCGCCACAGCCUUGUCCCAUAGGACACUACAGUGAUAAAACCGGAACCAGUCACCUGUCCGACUGCCUGCCUUGUCCUCCAGGUUUCCUGUGUGCCACUAGAGGGCUCUCUUUCCCUUCUCAUAUAUGCCCAGCUGGCUCUUACUGUCCAGGCAUAGAAAACAGCAGCCAGCAGGCCUCUAUACCCUGCUCACCUGGAUACAUGUGUCCACCUGGAACUGAUAGACAGGUACCCUGCUUGCCAGGGACCUACCAGGAUUUACCUGGACAGGCAGAGUGUGUUGAAUGUCCAGCAGGAUUUUACUGUGCUGGAUCGGUCGAUGCUGACACUGGGCAUGUGUCUGGGACUCAGACUCCCUUUCUGUGUCCUAAAGGACACUAUUGCCCACCAGGAACGCAGUCUGGUUUAGCAUUCCCAUGCCCAGCUGGUGCUCUCGGCAGGCAGAUGGGUUUGUCCAAUAAGUCGGGCUGUGAGCUCUGCCCUCCUGGGAGAUAUUGCAGUUCCUCUGGACUGGCUGCUCCCACUGGGGUCUGCUCUCCUGGUUACGUCUGUAUCCUUGGUUCUGCUUCUGCUCAACCAGAGGAAGGCUCAACAGGCGGCCGCUGCUCUGCAGGGUCCUACUGCCCCCAGGGCACCAGCUACAUGGUUCCCUGCCCUGCAGGCACCUUCAGCUCCAUAGAUGGGGCAGUUUCUAUAGAAGUAUGUCAGUCCUGUUUGCCUGGCCAUUAUUGCGCUGGAGCUGGCCUUUCCUCCCCAUCUGGGCCCUGCAACCCAGGCUUCUAUUGCACAGAGGGAUCCAGAACCGCUAUGCCUUGGGGUAAUACCUCAGUUACAGGAGAAGUAACAUCUCCAUCCCCACUUCCUGGCGAGUCAACCCUCGGUCAGUUCCAUGGUGAUGUUUGUCCUGCUGGCCACUAUUGUCCUAAAGGGAGUGCAAAGCCAAGCCCUUGUCCUCCAGGGACUUUCUUGGCGAGGUCUGCAGCUGAGUCUGAGGCUGACUGUGAGGCUUGUUACCCAGGUUCUUACUGCCCCUCGUGGGCUCAGACCUCUGUCGACCUUUUCUGUCCCCUUGGGUGGUUCUGUCCUCCGAGAUCAGUGUCUGGAAAUCAGCCAGGAUGUCAGUGCCCGCCUGGCCAUGCAUGCCCGCAUGGUAGUGCUGAGCCGACCAUCUGUAGCCCUGGCACUUUUCAGUCUUCAUCUGGACAGUUCACUUGUAACACCUGCCCACCAGGUUUCUACUGUAUGGAGGGUUCAUCUGUGCCAUCUCCAUGUCCACCGGGUAGCAUCAGUCCAUCAUCUGGCAAGAUGUCCCUGACUGACUGCUCUCCCUGCCCCCCUGGCUCAUUCUGUAACAGCAGUGCCCUGACAGAGCCCACUGGGACCUGCAGCCCAGGGUAUUUCUGUUCCUUGGGGUCCCCUGAGCCUUCUCCUGUCUCCAGGCCUUAUGGUGAUGUUUGUCCCAUGGGAUACUUCUGUCCUCAGGGUAGUGGGGCACCCAGACCCUGUCCUGUUGGCAGCUUCCUCCCAGAGCUUGGAGCUUCCUCUCCUUCUCACUGCUACCCUUGCCCCCCAGGGAAAUACUGUCUCAGUGCUGGAGGCUCGCAGCCCACAGGUCUGUGUUUUGCAGGUUUCUUCUGUUCUGGAGGCGCCGAUAGUCCCACACCCCGAGCCAACUCAUCGUUGUUCAGCUGUCUUUGUGAGACACUGGCUGCUUAUACCACAGAGAAAAGUGUCGCCUUCUGGAUGUACAGUCUGUCCUGCUUCAAUAACUGCAGUAAUUCUGAGAGAGACGCUAGCUGGAUCGAAGUGGUAGCGGCGCCGCGGGCAGAUUCAGACCAUAUUGUGACUCAUCCACCGCCAUGUCUCAAGAGUCCACAUUAUGCAUGUUCCAUCUACAGAGGAGAUAUAUGCCCUAAAGGUUUCUAUUGUCCACUGGGCUCUGCCUACCCCGAGCCCUGUGAGGCUGGUGCUUACUGUAACCAAACUGGUCUAGAUGCCCCUGCAGGACCCUGUGCUGCAGGAUAUUACUGCCCCAAAGGCUCUUCAGGCCCUCAUGCCACCCCUUGCCCCACUGGACACUACUGCCCCCUUGGAACUCCUCUUCCACUGCCCUGCCCUCUUGGAACCUUGAAAAGUUCCCUUGGUGGAGCUACAGUUGAGGCUUGUCAGUUGUGUCCUCCGGGUCACUACUGCCACCAGAGAGGAAUAGCUGAGCCAAGUGGCCAGUGUGCAGAAGGCUACUACUGUCCUAAGGGACAGAGCUCCGAGAGACCGGAACAACAUGUCUGUUCAGUCGGACAUUGUUGCGAGAAGGGCAGUGAGAGACAGACAGCCUGUCGUCCAGGCAGCUACCAGCAGAGAAGAGGCCAGGGAAGCUGUGAGGCAUGUCCUGCUGGGUUCUAUUGUCAAGAUGCAGGGACCUAUGGAAACAUGUCAGGACUGGUGGAGGAAUGGCAGUGCUCACUGUGUGACCCUGGGAUGUACUGUCAAGGAACAGGGAGUACUUCCCCCAGUGGACCAUGUGCUGCAGGGUUUGCUUGUGUUGGAGGAGCCUCUGAACCUUCACCACGAGACAGCCUGGGUGGAUUCCCAUGCCCAAGUGGCUUCUUCUGCUCUGUUGGAACUUCUGUACCAAAACCAUGCCCAAAAGGAACAUUCAGUGAGCAGAGCGGGCUUGUGGAUCAAUCUCAGUGUCGUAGCUGCAGUCCUGGCUUCUACUGCUCAGGGACCGGCCUCUCUGCAGUCUCUGGAGCCUGCCUGCCAGGCUUCUACUGUUUAGAGGGAUCCCACACUGCUACUCCAAUGUCAGGUUUAUCUGGAGGCGUUUGUCCAGCUGGCCACUACUGUGCAGAGGGCAGCAGUGUCCCCUCACCCUGUCCAGCUGGCUCUUACCAAAAUGAGACUGGAGGAAAAAGCAAAGAUGACUGCAAACCAUGCCCCACUGGCUGGUUCCAGGAGUUAUCAGGCCAGUCAGAGUGUAAUCCCUGUCCUCCUGGGUUCCACUGCCAGUCUCUGAGUCCCAUCCCUCUGCCCUGCCCAGCUGGCUACAUCUGUCCCAGGGAGAGUCCACACCGUCAGCCUCUGCCCUGCCCAAAAGGCACCUACAGCCCCAGACAGCAUCUCACCACCACAGGUGAGUGCCUGGUAUGCCCAGCAGGUCAGUUUUGUGGGUCUGAAGGUUUAGUUGAGCCUUCCGGAGAGUGUUCUGCUGGGUUUCUUUGUCUGAUGGGUGCCACUGUCCCAAACCCGACUGACAACACAACUGGAUCUCUCUGUCCGCCUGGGAUUUUCUGCCAACAGGGGUUAAGGGCAGGUGAUUGUUGGGCAGGGUUUUAUUGCAACUGGGGAUCUAGUAGAGCAGAUGAGGCUCUGUGUCCAGCUGGGUUCUUCUGCCCCAGUGGAACGCCAGCCCCACUGCCUUGUCCUGCAGGAACAUUUAGCUCUAAAACAGGCAAUGCUCAUCAAGACAACUGCAUCCCCUGUACCCCUGGAUACUACUGUCAAGUUGAAGGUACUGUGCAGCCAGCACUGUGUCCUGUUGGAUACUACUGUCCUCCAGGACUGACUUUAGGACUGGAGUUUCCUUGCCCACCUGGAACUGUGCAGAGCCAGUUUGGAGCCUCCAGUCCCGAGGCUUGCCUGCUCUGCCCUGCUGGAAUGUUCUGCUCUCAACCUGGUCUGUCCCAGCCAACAGGACCGUGUGAGGCAGGAUACUACUGUCCUGCUGGAUCAACCAGUCCUAACUCCACUGAAUAUCAGAUGAAUUCUAGUAGAAGCCAUCUUUGUCCUUCUGGCCACUACUGCCCAAUUGGCACUGGCUAUCCACUCCCUUGUCCCACAGGCUCUCUUUCCAUGUCUCGAGGACUGAAGGGAGCUGACGAAUGUCCGUCUUGUCCCCCUGGAUUGUUUUGUGACAGGCCUGCAUUAGCAGAGUUCUCAGAUGUUCUCCCAUGUCAUGCUGGAUAUGUGUGCUUGGGUGGCAGCUCCAGUCCCACUCCAUCUGAGGGUUCCCAUGGCUACCUCUGCCCUGCUGGUCAUAGCUGUCCUGUUGGCUCAGCAGCUGAGGUGCCCUGUGAGCCUGGCACUUACAGUCCUGCCCCUGGAGCAGCCUACUGUUUAAUAUGCCCCAAAGGGACCAUGUGUCCCUCCUCAGCCACUCAAGAGCCCUCUAUCUGCCCAGCUGGUCAUUUGUGUCCUGCCGGGACAGCCCUGCCUCAGCCAUGCCCUUUGGGGACUUUCAGCAAUGAGACAGGAGCUCACUCUCUCUCUGUCUGCACACCCUGUCCCUCUGGAGUAUACUGUAGCUCACAUGGAGCCUCAACACCACAAGGUUCUUGUUUGCAGGGUUAUUUCUGCCAAGGUGGAGCCAUGGAGCCAACACCACAGAGCUCUGACGACUUCCCCAGGAAUGGGCAUUGCCCAGUGGGCCACUAUUGUCCAGCGGGAUGCCUGUCCCCAGUUCCAUGCCCUCUUGGAAGUAUUCGCAACACUACAGGAGGUGCGUCCAUGGAGAGCUGCUCAGCCUGUCCUGCAGGUCACUACUGCUCGACUGAGGGUCUGGCCAACCCCAGCGGCCCCUGCGCUGCUGGUUUCUACUGCCCUUUUGAUUUCUCUUCAUCUACUCCAUAUGCCUUCCUUUGUCCCAAGGGCCACUACUGUCCAGAAGGCUGUGCCCUGGCCCUGCCUUGUCCCACAGGAGAGUACCAGCCCAACCCGGGCUCAGAUAGCUGCAUCCCAUGUCGACCAGGAUUCUACUGUGAGGAGGCCAUAGUGGGAGAUCCAAGGCCCUGCCCACCACACUCAUUCUGCCCUGCAGGUACCAUGGUGCCUCAGCCCUGCCCUAACGGGACAUACACCCAUUCAAAUCAGGGAGGCCUACAAGAAGAGAGAGAGUGUUUACCCUGCCCUCCAGGAAAGUUCUGCAGGGCUGGUAGGAUCCAGGGUGUGUGUGCUGCAGGCUAUCUUUGUAUUUCUGGGAGUGCAGAUUUCACCCCGCAGGGACUCACAUCCAACUUUACCCAGUGUGAGUGGGGCAUGCAGUGUGCUGGACCGUGUCCACCUGGAUUUUAUUGUCCUGUUGGCACAGAGGAGGCCGAAUUGUGUCCGGCAAACACUUUCAGAAGCUCCCCAGGAGGUGCCAGCCUACAGGACUGCUUACCCUGCCCACCGCAGCAUUGGUGUAAACCUGGAGAGCCAGUCCUUCAUCUGUGUCCUGCUGGGCAUUACUGUGAUGGUCUGCCUGACAGUGACUUCAGUGGAGGGACAGGACCGAGACCGUGUCCUCUGUACACCUAUCGAGCUUUGCCUGGAGCAGGCAGCAAGGGUGACUGCCUGCCGUGCCCACCUGGUUCACACUGUAACGGCACAGGGCUUACAGGCUACUCCAACAGUCCCUGCCCACCUGGGUUUUGGUGCAGUGGGUCCGGACCUCCCAUCUUUUGCCCCGCGGGCACUAAGAGAUCUCUUCCUGGAGCUGCUGCACUCAGCCAGUGUGAACCCUGUGCGGGGGGAACCUUCUGCCCAGAUCCUCGGGAAACAGGAAAGCCCAAUGUGGAGGGGUUCCCCUGCAGGGCCUCUUAUCAGUGUCCCAUAGGUGCAGUCUCAGAGAGGUUGUGCAGAGCUGGCUCAUACUGUGGACCUCAGACCGCUGAGCCUCAAGUCUGUCCUGAAGGUUAUUUCUGUCCUGAAGGAUCCCAUUCAUACCAUACGCCCGAACAACUCUGUCCAUUUCCCUACUACUGCCCAGCCAACAGCUCUGUCAUGGAGUCCUGUGAAGGAGGUUCCAUGCCUGUCAACACCAGCAGGCUCAGAGGAUCCAAAAGCAGCUGCUGUAGUGUGUGUGAUGGGGGCACCUAUCGGCCGUACCUCUCCGCCAUCACACAGUGCCUUACAUGUCCUCCAGGAUACUUUUGUCCCACAGACACAGACCACUACAAGACCAACCCUUGCCCUCUUGGGUAUGUCUGUCCCAUGGGAUCCACUCAACCAAUACCCUGUCCUCCUGGCUCCUUUGGUAACCUCACUCAUGCAGAGGCAAUGGGUGACUGUCACCCAUGUCCAGCUGGCACCUUUAACCACCUGCCUGCUCAAAAGGCCUGCUUUCCCUGUGGCAGCUCCUCCACCUCAGUCACAGGUUCUUCUUCUUGUGCCUGUAUUGGUAAGAACCGUGCAUUCCAGCACUCAGAUGGUUCAUGUUUGUGCAGAACUGGUUUUGUCUUCUACAAUGAACUGGAUUUCAAAAGCUCUGCCUCUGACAGUGAAUUGGACUGUCAGCCUGAGAUGAACAGACGGUGUGCCACAGGACAAAUACGUCUGGCAGAAUCCAGAGAGUGUGUGUCACCAAAUUCCCACUCCUGUAAUAUCACCUGUGGGCCACAUGGAGGAACUCUGGAUGUGGAGAUGGGCAUAUGCCAGUGUGAACGCUAUGUGUCUGCUGAAGAGCUUUGCAACACGUCCUGCCUUUCCAGGCUUCCUCAGCUCUCUGCCCAGUUCUCCCCAGAUGGACACCUGCUUCUCAGCCUCAAAGAAAGGAACAGUGUGGUGUGGACAAGGGCGGCAAUUAAUGUUUUUGGACCAGAUAUACAUGUAAACAUUAUUGGUAAAAUCCACUUGGUCCAGUUUGACUCUGAUGGAGUAUUUGGUUGGAUUCCCACACAAGAAGAGCUCGUCAGUCAGUUUUUGUCAGAACCAACAGAACUCCUAAGUACAAGGCCCAGAAAAAGGAGAGACACAGGAGAUGAUGAUGAUGAUACGGCUGACUUAGCUGUCCUUCCUCGUAUUCCCAAUCCCAUCGCCUGUCUGUCUGCUGGUGACAUGCUCAUUUUCCAUCUCACCAUCAACCACACUGAUCGUCGUCUCAGCCACUUCCCAGUGUACCAGAAAGACCACCUGUUUAACAGUAACCCCGGCUGGGACUUUGGUGCCUUCAGACGUCUGCAGAUACUCAUGAAGCAGACAAACUUUAACUCUACAAGAUUUGCCCAUGUGUUUUCAGAAACAGGGAAGUAUGUGUUUGUUGACAGUGCUGUUCCAGAGUGGAGUUUGGUAGUGGUGGUCAGUGAGGAGGGGACGGAGUGUGACCCUCGAGCUUCUGUCUUCCAGCCCAUGACCCCGGCACAGCUGGUCAAGUACGGGAUUGUCAAACAGCACAGACUCAACGUUCUACCUGACUGGGGCGUGAUAGCAGGCCUCCUGAGUCUGCUGCUGGUUGUUGUUGUGGUUGUGACCACCACAGUGCUAAUUCUGCGGCCCGACAAAGCAAAACUUGUCUCCCAGUGGAGGACUAAGCCAAAAUGGCGAAGUCUAGGGGAGCCUUUCUGUCCAGCGGAUUGUGUUUGCAGUGGAGACAGCAUAGCUGUCCCAGGCAUAGGAGGCUUCCUGGGCAGUAGGGGUGUAGGAGAGGGAGCAGAAGCUGAGGAGCCUGCUGUGUCAAAAGGAGGAAGCGUGUCAGGGUGCUGUGAUUUGGAGGAGUUCAAUGUGAAGACUCUGUACGACAAACUAGAGGAUCAGAAUCUCCACAUAGCUUCACAACUGGCCCGACACCGCAAAGACACGCAGGAGUUUUAUCGAAACAUUUGUCAACAGACUGAAACACUCAAAAAUGUCUUUGAGAAUAUGGAUAAUAAAAAACUGAGUCUUCUUAAGAAGCUGGUAGUCCAUAAUUCAAUGAGGGAUAAACCCUCUAACAGCACUGCAGGCGAGAGAGAGACACAAGCUGAGGCUUCUAUAGCUUUACUUGGAGCUGUUCUCAGGUCUGUGGAAGCUCUCUUAUGCAGGCUGACCGGGGAAGCUUGGCAGAACCAGGAUUUGCACAGUCACCCAUACUGUCAUAGUAGUCUUAAUAAUGCCAGAGAAUGUGAGCAGCAAGCUGGAUACACACAACCCAGUGAUACCAACAUGUGCUACACACAGUUUUCCUCAGUGGAUAUGACGAAAGCGGAAGCUCUUUCCCAUGAGCCAGUCCAUGUACAGAGCACAGCUCCUUGUUUAAGUGACCAUGACCUGUCCAAGCUGGUCAGCGUGUCACCUUUGUUCAAGACCCUGCAGGAGAUCCAACAAUCUUUGAAGGACCUUACCACAACUGAGUCUAAUCAGCAUCUCCACAAGGCAGCUACAGAACAUCGUGUCCAGGAGAACAGUGAUGGACGACUUAUCCCGACUGCACUGGACAGCCUCUCACCUCAACACUGUGCCAUUUUCAUGUUUGGUUCCCAGGUGAUGCAGUUGCUUGCAAACUGCCCCCUGUUCCCCUCUGUGCUUCUGCUGUUGGCCAAGUCAAUCCCUGUUUCUUCAGCUUCCUCUAAUGAGGUUCUGCUGGCACACUGUUCAAAGGACUUUUAUUUUGAUGCAGUCAAUCAAAUCCUUUAUCUGUCAGAGACAAAGCUUCAGCACGUGGGACAUUUCAUUGCUACUAUUCUGCAGUCCAUGGCCCACAUAGCAUCAGGAUCUAAACCCCAGAGCUUUAUGCAAGCUCUCCAUGAGGCUAUUUCAGCUUUGGGCCUUCAGCUGUUCAACUUUUCUUUCAAAUGGAAUGAAGCAGAGUCAACAUUUGAUGCUUCAGAGGGGCCACAUGGAGCAUUAGUUGAGGAAUUUCUCAACAUUAGAGUUCCCACUGAAGCACAAUUCACUGAGGCCCUUUUAGCCAGCAGACUUGAGAAAUACAGAUAUUUCAAGCUAGAGCAGCUCAUCACAAACCUCAAACAGAGUUCAGCUGAGGACAGAGAACCAGGUUUACUACCAAAAGGGACGCCGAUUCAGGUGUCCUGUGUAGAGGAAGAAAUUGACCGCAUGAAUGAGUCUUUCUUGCAGCUCAGCAUGCAGCUACAGAAGAGAGCUCAAAUGAGCACAUGUCUUAAGGAGAGAGACAGCAGUGCUGGCAACCAUUCUGUGAGGGCAACACCAACAAGCAUACCGAGCCUGAGCCGUAAUGGAACAAUCCUGCUGGAACUGAAGAGACGCUAUGUAUCACAGCGCCUCAAUGAGUUCCAAAUCACAUUAGACCAGAUCAGACAGUGCCAGCAGCGUGACAGCAAGUCAAAAGACGCGACACGGGGCCGUACUCAAACGGACAGCAUCAGCACUCAGCAGGGGCAGAGAGAGCAUUAUCCUGGCGUGGAUGGCUGCAGCCCUGCUGAUCGCCGGUGGCAGGACAGUGUUCCAGCUAGCCAGAGUCACAGCCAACAAACAGCAGAGAGCGCAAGUCUUGGUGACCAUAAACUGGAGGGUCAUAUUUCUGGCCAACAGAGGAAUGACACUGUCCAGAGCAACAGCCCUGACACAUUACUGGACUGCCAGAUGCUAGAGAGCCAAGAUCAGCUGCAUCUCAAUGUCCCAGGAAAGCAGGAGAUAAACAGUCAGAUCACACUAGAAAAUACAUCUGGGCAUACAGAUGUUGAUGAUAUAUAGGAGGCUCAUGAUUAGAAACUGGAACUGAAUGUAGAUGAAUGCCUGGAAAUGUGUUGUUUUCAUGUGUUUCUCUCACGACUUUUUCUCCGUCUCCUUCCAGGUCAUGCUUUUCAUGUUCAUCUUAGCUUGAUUAUGUACACUAUAAUAUUCUUUCUUGUUUGCUGAGUAAUGACUCGAGUGACCUCAAGUGUCUUAAUUUGCACCAGCUUUUAAGCAAUUCAACUGUGUUCUUUUUAAUUAACUGUGAUCCUUGGACAGAUAUAAUUUCGGGCAACAAGCAGCAGAGUGACACCGUCUGUCAUCUUGUCAAAACAGUCUCUCAGUCAGGAGUUAAUACCGGCUUCUAAUGUACUCUCUGCUCAUUACCAUAUUCUAAUUAAGACAAUAAACUUCAGCUGAAUGAGCACAAGGUGACUCUGUUCCUAC